Molecule: messenger RNA, 982 nt
Organism: Poecilia latipinna (sailfin molly)
Lineage: Eukaryota; Metazoa; Chordata; Actinopteri; Cyprinodontiformes; Poeciliidae
Gene: limd1b
Product: LIM domains containing 1b
Exons: 7
Coding region: 387-908 (173 amino acids)
Biological process (GO): regulation of DNA-templated transcription; negative regulation of hippo signaling; cytoskeleton organization
Cellular component (GO): adherens junction; P-body; nucleus
Molecular function (GO): transcription corepressor activity
Source: RefSeq, a predicted model, not a curated record
CUCCACUGUCGCCUCAUGCUUGCUCAUAACAAGCUCAAACACUUCAUGCUUCUUUACACAGAUAAACUUUUACCAUUUGACGUUAUAAACUUAAUUUAGUUCUUCGGCCACAAGCUAAAUGUGUGUAAUUUAAUUCUAAUAAAUCCAGAUGACAUGACUGACUUGAUUUUCUUGUAUAAUUCUGUUGCGUCUGUCUGAGGCGCCUCUCUCUGUCUCUCUCUCUCUUCGUGCCAGUUGUCCCUGUCUGUUGCCACCCAGAGGGCAGCCACUGUCGGGGCGUCUGCAGCUUGUUGCCCUCCAAGAAGCAACAGCAGUAAACCAGAGAUCAGCUCCCCUUACAGCUGUCUGUAAAUUUAGACUGUCAGAACCAGACAACUGGAGGAGCCAUGGAGCCCAGACGUUGCUUUGGAAGCUGCACUGGAUGUGGGAAAGCCGUGUUUGCUGCAGGAGGAGCCUGCCAGGCGAUGGGGCAUUUAUUCCACAACACAUGCUUCACCUGCAGCAUUUGCAACAAACAGCUCAAAGGACAGCCGUUCUUCACCGUGUCGGGACACAUCUACUGUGAGGAUGAUUUUUUGUUCUCUGGAGUUCACCCAUCUGAAGAAACAUGUUACAGUUGCGGAAGUUCAAUCACAGAUUUGGUUCUGCAGGCCCGGGGGAAAUCGUACCACCCGAGCUGUUUUCGCUGUGUGGUCUGCAGACGGGAGCUGCAGGGUCAGGCCUUCGCUGUGGACUCAGACUGCAGGGUUUACUGUGUCACCGACUAUCACAGGGUCCGGUCUCCCCUCUGCGGUGCCUGCGGGAUGCCGAUACUGCCUACAGAGGGAUCUGCAGAGUCAAUUCGAGUGGCAUCGUGUAACAAGUACUAUCAUGUAGAGUGUUACAGCGGUGAGGUCAGCCUUAUUUAAUGGAGAUGAGUGUUUUACUACCAUAUAUCUUAUACAACGUAUCAUUCAAAUAAAAUCUUUGCUUUUCUGAUUUC